Messenger RNA from Ostertagia ostertagi, 4026 nucleotides. NCBI's taxonomy places the organism in Eukaryota, Metazoa, Nematoda, Chromadorea, Rhabditida, Trichostrongylidae. The record is from the annotation of a GenBank genome assembly.
AUGGAGGAACGAAUUUAUAAGCGUCAAGUGACAAAGGAGUCCACCUCGAUGAGAGUGGUAGAUGAAGCUCAAAUUCAACGUCACUACGACGGUCACGAUCUUGAAGAGCUUUAUAUCUCAAUGUCGGCAACCGAAACGGUUGUGGAAAUGCUCAACAGUCAGAUGAACAAUGACGACUCAUCGACCUAUUUAGAAGAAGAAAGAAGUCGAGAGGUAGAAAAUGGUGACAGUCGUUCAAACUCGGUGCCUUGGAUAGAAGAGGGUUCUAUUCACUGUGAGGAGUUGUUGCCUUCAUCCGAUGUAGUUAUGGAGGAGGAUGCAGGAAAUGACGUAGAAGUGGCAAGUGAUGAGAUAGUUAGUGGUUUAUUAGCUCUCGAAAACAUCCUGAAUCGCCAACUCAAAGGAAUAGGCAAGGUUCGAAGGCGUAUAGAGACAGCAAGGCGUCUCACUGGAGUUGAAGGUCACGGCUUACGAUAUCUUGUAAGGCGAAACGUUGAAGCAAUUGAUGCACUGGAUAAACAUCGUGCGGAAUAUGAUCAGAAAUUUUCUUCACUUGUUGGGCACUGGAAAUCAGUUGGAUACCACCAAUCUAGCAGUUACGCAAUAGAUCCUUUAUCUAAAGGCGGUGAAACUCGAACGGCUCCUGAAAGUCAAGAGGAUGACGACAUAGUGGUGUUGGACGAAAUAAGUAAAUCGCCUCUCAGUGAAUCUGUGCGCUCUAAUUGUGGAAGUGAAAUGGAUGUCUUGGAAGCUCUUAAUGGAGGAAACUGUGAGGCGUCGACGUCUGCUGGAAAUGGAAUGACAUUGCUAGGAAUGUUAAACGAGGAGAGGCUUGCUUUCGAAAAAGAGGAGGACAGACCCAGCAAAUGCUCGUCUGCUAUGGAAAGUAGCGUUCCUCGUAGUGUGUGCAAUAACGAAACGCUUGAUACCAGUGGCAGUUCACAUAUGGAGACCGCUGCCUCUGCUAAUCGCACUGAUAAUGAUGGUGUAGCUGGCGAUGAUGGGAUUAACGAAACGGAAACGCUUCAACAGCAGUCAAUGCAAGUAGUCGUUGAAAGUGUUGACGAGACGGACGUACGUGUUCUGAAUACGGGUGAAAUCCUUUUCCGCGGAGUUUCUCUUGAUAAAGGUGCAGCAAAAAGCAGCUCUUCAAGGACCUCGCGUAAGAAAGCGAAAAUGGCUGUUGCUGAUGAAGAAACCGCCAAUAAAGAAGAGGAGAAGUCUGACGAUGACAUCAGUGAUGUUGUUAGUGACGAGGAUCUUGAAAUGCAGGAGAUGAUAAGGCAGGAGAAGCGUAAGAAAGCCGGAAAACCACCGAAAAAGGAAAAGCAGAUGCGUUCAUCGAAAAAACGAAAAGCUAAAGAUGGCAGCGAUGACGAAGAAGAUGAUGCUGACCGCCUUCUUCGUAUGGCUGACGCAGCGCUCAAUGAGGAGAUAGGCGAUAUUUCUGAAGAAGACGGCGAUGAUGCUAGCGUCGUCUCCGAAGUUGAGGACAACGCGAAUGGCAUUGUUACUGGAAAGUCUCAACGCAAAACUAGGAGUGCUAAGAGUGCUGUGAGCAAGCCCAAUGGUAGUGCGUUUUUGAAAAGGUUGGAAUCGAAGAAGCCAAAUAGUGAAGAGAAGUCAACCAAAGAAAGAAAAAAGCCAUAUAAAGAAGAGGGGAAUCAGGCCAGGUCUGAUGAGGAUGACGAGGAUGACGCCCCACGAACCAGAAUCUCAAAGAAGGAGAAGGAGCUCGCUAAACUGGUUUCUUCUGCACAGAAGCUCCUAGAGUCUUCUUCUAGUGAUGAGGAAAAGUCUUCAGCCAGUAAUGAUGUCCCUGUGAAGAAAGGAAAUCAGCCGAAGAGGAAGAGACGUCGAGUCGUAGCUUCUGACUCGGAUGCAAGUGUAGGAGAGCCGUCUGAUUCGGAUGAGGAUGUGAAGCCGGAAGACGAUGAUGACGAAGAUGAGAUUAUUAUUGCGAAGCCGAAAUCUAAAAGAAAGAAGGCUAUGACGGAGGAUUCUGACGACAGUGAUGAAUCGGUCAAGAAGGAAAAAGGUGGCAAAGGGAGUCGAGCGCCAAAGACGAUUAUGGGUAAGGACAAGCUGCAGCAGGAGACAUUGGAGGCGGAGAAGGCUGAAAAGGAACGACGGAAACGUUUGGAGCAGAAACAGAAAGAGUUCAAUGGAAUCGAACUGGUUGAAGGUGUUGAUAUCGCAGCAGCGCUUGUGGGCGCCAACAAAACCGUGCAAAAACUCAAGUCUGUAGUCGUGGAUCCCGAUAAAAAUGGUGACCCUCCAAUCCCGGUCUCUGUGCACCCUUCACUGGUGCGCGUGUUGAAGCCUCAUCAAGCCCAGGGUAUUCAGUUCAUGUAUGACAGUGCCUUUGAGUCCACCGAUAGAUUGGAGGAACCAGGCGGUGGAGGUAUACUCGCUCAUUGCAUGGGUCUGGGAAAAACUUUACAGGUCAUUGCUUUUCUCCACACUGUAAUGAUGCAUCCUAAAUUGCGAAAUUAUGCAAGAAGAGUUUUGAUAGUUGUCCCGAAGAAUGUGGUGAUAAACUGGUAUAAAGAGUUUCAAAAAUGGCUAGACGACAAUGAUCCCGAUCUUGCUUCCAUUGAGAUUCUCGAAUUAGAUUCGUUUAAAACUUACAAUGACAGACACGCAGCACUUGAGAACUGGUAUAAUUGUGAAGUUCCCUCUGUGAUGAUAAUAGGUUAUGAUAUGUUUCGUAUACUCACACAUGACGAAGAUGAGGCUAAAAAGAAGCGUGGACAACCAAGAAAACAACCAUCUAAACGUAAUAAACGGCUCCUGAAAUUGCAGCAGCAGUUUAGAGAGUAUCUACAAGAUCCAGGUCCCGAUUUGAUCGUAUGUGAUGAAGCUCAUAAAUUGAAGAAUGACGAAUCUGCUUUGUCGAAGACAAUGGUGAAAAUUCGCACUCGGCGGCGGAUUUGUCUUACCGGGACUCCGCUUCAGAAUAAUUUAAUGGAGUAUCAUUGCAUGGUGAAUUUUGUGAAACCCGGCUUACUGGGUACGAAGACAGAAUUUGCUAAUCGUUUUUCAAAUAUUAUCAUGCGUGGUCGGGUCAAAGAUGCAACUCCCCUGGAAGUGAAGUUCAUGAAAAGACGAUGCCACGUUCUUUUCGAGCAUCUUAAAAAAUGCGUCGAUCGCAAGGAUUAUCGAGUUCUGAUGGAAGCAAUUCCACCAAAGCAGGAGUAUGUAAUAAAUGUUCGACUAACUCCACGGCAGUGCCAACUGUACAGAGCCUUUCUGGAAGGUGUGGCAAGCGACGGCGCUCGAUUAUCCAAGAGACUUCUCCCGGAUUAUCAUGUGCUCUCGCGUAUAUGGACACAUCCAUACAUGCUUAUUCUUCACGAACAGAAGCAGGAGAGAGAGCGCAUGUUACGCGAAGAGUAUUCGGAGGAGGAAAAAUUUAUUGACGACGACGAGUCAUGUAAUGAUUCUGAAUCGGAUGAAGACGACGACGAUGAUGUGAUUGUAACUAAAUCGUCCAAGAAGAAGAAGGGAGGAAGAGCUCAGGCUGAUGAAAGUGACAGCGAUGUGGUCGUUCUCUCAUCUGAUGAGGAGUCUCCGUCAGUCUCCAACCAGGUGAAUAGCACAAGGAAAUCGAAGCGCUUAAUUGGAGAAGAUCCAGAAAUGGAAGGUCGUGAUGUCGAGACUCCACCGGAAUACAGUGGAUGGUUCGCUCAGUCUGGUCUUGUUUCUCCAGCUGACAGGGACAAUUAUAAGCUUAGUAACAAACUUGUUCUCCUUGAACAAGUUCUGAAGAAGUGCGAAGAAAUUGGAGAUAAGCUACUGGUCUUCUCUCAGUCACUUGAGUCAUUAUCUCUGAUAAAGCGAAUGUUGGAGUAUCUCGACCAAACAGGGCAGUGGUUUUCCGAUGGUCAUGAUGCAGUGAAAGCCGAUGGCGAAAAGUGGGGUUGGAAAGAGGGCAAAGAUUACAUGGUUAUCGACGGGUCUGUGCAGUCCGGCAAGAGGGAUUCCGUGCAAGUGAAAUUCAACAAUCCUGCAAAUUUGCGUGCU